AUGCACCUCUCCCAACUUUGGUGGAAACAAAUCAUCCCCAUUAUAUCAAUGCACAGAGGCAGCAGUAUGUUCAUAUUUAUCUGUGUGAUGCACCAUUUCCAUACCACAUUAGGGCACCACUCUCUGCACACCGAUAGAGCUGCUCUACUAGCAUUCAAGAACUCCAUAACAUCCGACCCACAUUCAAGGCUCGCCAACUGGGACGAGCUCACGGCCGUCUGCAACUUCACGGGCGUGCAAUGCGGCCUCAUGCAGCGCCGUGUGGUGUACCUCAACCUCAACGCCUCUGGCCUCGUGGGAUCUCUACCCCCUGUCGUGUCAAAUCUCACCCAGCUGCGCUACCUCCACCUUGACGACAACAACUUCAUCGGCCCCAUCCCUUGGGAGAUUUCCUCAAUCAGGAACCUCGUAGAGCUCAAACUCGGUAGCAACAACCUGCAAGGCCAAAUCCCAGUCUCCUUCUCUCUGCUCUCCAAACUCAAGCUCAUCCACCUCUACAACAACAGCUUGACCGGGACCAUACCAGCAGCGCUCUUCGCCAACUGCACCGGCCUCAAAAACAUAGAUUUCUCCAUGAAUCAGCUCACCGGAAGAAUCCCAUUUGAAAUCGGAAACUGCCCGGAUUUGUGGACUGUCAGCUUGUACAGCAACCAGCUAGUGGGCGAGAUCCCUUCCUCAUUAGGCAAUGCCACAGGCAUGAUGAGUUUGGAUGUCGAAAACAACAGCAUUUCCGGCCAACUCCCUGCAGACAUCAUCUCUCGCUUCGUCGAUCUAAGCUAUCUCCAUCUAUCAGAUAAUCACAUGACCAGCCACGACCGAAACACCAAUCUAGAGCCGUUCUUUGCUGCGCUGGCCAACUGCAGCGAGCUGGAGGAGCUGGAACUGGCCGGCUUGGGACUCGGAGGAGUUCUCCCGAGUUCCAUAGGAAGACUCAGUGCAAAAAUGACAACAUUUCAACUACAAGAAAACAAGAUAUACGGUUCCAUUCCUUCUCAACUUUGGAACUUGUCCCAGUUAACACUAGUCAACUUAACAUCCAACUAUCUUAGUGGCAAGAUUUCACCUGAAAUAGGCAACUUAUCCAGAUUGGAACAGCUCUCUCUGUCCUACAACUUCUUCACCGAAAUCCCAGCUGCUUUAGGAGAGCUAUCCUCCCUCGGCUUGAUCGAUCUGUCUCACAACAAUUUGUCCGGUCCGAUACCCAAAGACAUCGGGAAUCUUGCUGGCCUGAACUUCCUAUUCCUCAACAACAACCUUCUGUCAGGGCAGAUACCUUACACCAUAGGUGGAUGCACCGCUCUGCAAAAGCUGGACCUCUCCCACAACUUUUUGACAGGAAGAGUGCCUCCAAACAUAACCAAUCUGCAGGAAAUGCGGUGGUUUCUCAACCUCUCGCACAACCAGCUUGACGGGCCUUUGCCAGUCGAGCUGAGCAAGCUGGAGAAGGUGGAAGAGAUCGACCUCUCCUGCAACAGAUUCACCGGAACCAUCUCCAGCCUCAUCUCCAGCUGCUAUGCGCUCAAGUUGGUAAAUUUCUCAAAUAAUGCCAUUCGAGGAGCUCUGCCAGAGACAUUAGGCAAUCUCAAGAGCAUCGUAGCCAUGGAUUUUUCCAACAACAAACUGUAUGGACGGAUUCCGGCGAGCUUGAACAAGAGCAAGACGCUUACUUUCCUCGAUCUUUCCAACAACAGUUUCGAAGGAAUGAUCCCCACCGGCGGCGUUUUUCUGAAUAUUACGAAAUCAUCUUUCUUAAACAACCCGAAGCUCUGUGGUUCCGUUCUUGGCAUUCCACAUUGCAAGCACAAACACUACUAUUUCCGGUCAAGAACUUUCUUGAUCAUAUUCUGCAUAAUCAUAUUUGUCUCCGGAUUCCUCUCAACAAUCUGCUGCGUGAUCGGGUGCCAGCGGUUGAGAGGCAGACGGUCAAGAAAAGAGAGGAAACAGCCGCUGGAACCGACACAGAACUUCCCAAGAAUUACGUAUAAAGAGCUCGUCGAGGCCACCGCCGGAUUCGACAAUCAGAGGCUGGUGGGAUCCGGCAGCUACGGCCACGUUUACAGAGGAACUCUGCCGGAUGGGACGCAAACCGCCAUCAAAGUUCUGCAGCUGCAAACAGGCAACUCCACCAAGAGUUUCAACAGAGAAUGCCAGAUUUUGAAGAGGAUUCGCCACCGGAAUCUGAUACGGAUCAUCACCGCCUGCAGCCGGCCGGAGUUCAAGGCGCUCGUCCUGCCUUACAUGGCCAACGGAAGCUUAGACGCCCGCCUCUACCCGCACGCACACAACGGGCUCCGGACAGGCUCCUCGGACCUCACCCUGCUCCAGAGGGUCAACAUUUGUAGCGACAUUGCAGAAGGGAUGGCUUAUUUGCACCACCACUCUCCGGUUAAGGUCAUACACUGUGAUCUCAAGCCCAGCAACGUUCUCCUCAAUGACGACAUGACGGCCCUCGUCUCCGAUUUCGGGAUAUCGAGGCUCGUUAUGACCGUUGAAGGCGGGAUGGUCGACAACUCCACUGCAAACAUGAUGUGUGGAUCCAUUGGUUACAUUGCACCAGCUUUCAAGAGUAUGGUUUGGGGUCGGAUACGUCAACAAAGGGAGACGUGUACAGCUUCGGAGUGGUGGUGCUGGAGAUGGUGACGAGAAAGAGGCCGACUGAUGAGAUGUUUGUGGGAGGGGUGAGCCUGCACAGAUACGUCAAGAAUCAGCCGAUGGAGAAGGUGGUGGACCAUUCUCUGCUUAGAGCGUUGAGGGAUCAAUCGCCUCCGGUGAUGCGGAUGUGGGAGGUUGCUAUCGGAGAGCUCAUCGAGUUGGGGCUCGUCUGCACGAACGGCUCGCCUGCUCUGCGCCCCACAAUGCUCGACUGUGCGGACGACUUGGAUCGCCUCAAGAGCUACCUUAGUGGCGACACCACUGCCACAUUCUCAUCCUCCCUUGGGAUAUCAUCUUCAACCUUCAGUGAUUGUUAGUUUCUUCUCUUGCAUUUUACCUUUUCAUUGUAUUACACCAACACCAACAAAGUAAAUUGAAGCUCUAUGCAUCUCCACCUUCCAACCACUCGAGGUGCUUUUUAUUCA
Messenger RNA from Salvia miltiorrhiza (redroot sage), 3077 nucleotides. Its product is annotated as putative leucine-rich repeat receptor-like serine/threonine-protein kinase At2g24130. The coding region runs from base 1 to 2640 and encodes 879 amino acids. The record is from RefSeq and is a predicted model, not a curated record. Gene Ontology annotation, biological process: protein phosphorylation. Gene Ontology annotation, molecular function: protein kinase activity; ATP binding; receptor serine/threonine kinase binding. The transcript is spliced from 2 exons. Lineage: Eukaryota; Viridiplantae; Streptophyta; Magnoliopsida; Lamiales; Lamiaceae.